Peronospora matthiolae is the source of this 570-nucleotide messenger RNA. The record is from the annotation of a GenBank genome assembly. Lineage: Eukaryota; Oomycota; Peronosporomycetes; Peronosporales; Peronosporaceae.
AUGUGCCGCGUCGUACUGCUCGACCAGACCCAGUACGUCAACCAUCAAUUGGGAGCGGGGCUCCCAAGAAUCCCAGGACGGGGGAUAGCCGCGCCACCGGACGAGGUAACUCGUCCGACGUCCAGUUCACGUCGCGGUGGUUCAACAGCUGCUCAACUAGAUAGCGCUGGCCACCGCGAGAGUCCUCUAAUGGAGGUGGAGGAGGAGGAAAGACGCUCUCCACACGAUCAUGUGGAUCGGUGUGUUCCCGAGAGCUUCUUUGAUCGCGUAACGCAAGGGUUACGCGACGAUCUCGAACAUGAGCGGAAUAGGCGUCUCCAGAUGGUGGACACUGCCUCGAAGCAUCGAGCUGAGUUUGCCUUUGCUCAGCUUGAGAACGAGAGAUCUCUGACAUCUCUUCGUGACGAGCUAAGGGUAGCUCGUGGGAUUGUUGAUCGGUCUCGGGCUGAGAUAACUGCUCUUCAGACCCUUGUUGAUGCCCACCAUCGGGAGCACAAGGCUCUCUGCGAGAUGCUUGAGCGCAAGGGCGUUCUUCAUCGGAAGAAGCAGCGUACUGAUGGUACGGCUUAA